AUGAACGCGUCCAUCAGCAGGUCGUCCAUGGAGCCCGGAAGAGACACUAUAUCGACAGUUGAUCUAGGCAAGGGUUCCGAUAACCCUCGCGGAGAGUACGAGGAGUACCUCGAACUGAGUCGAGAGUUCACCGGCAAGCGGUUGCAGAAGCUGGUGCGCAAAGUCGAUUGGCACGUACUGCCGCAAUUGAUCAUCAUUUACUUGCUAUCCUACAUCGAUCGCAACAAUGUUGGUAUGGGCACCCUACACGUCGACACGCCCCGCACUUCAGUCCUCCGACGAAACCACGUUCAUCGGUCAUUCUCUCUGACUUCGUUGCCAACACCAGGUAACGCGAAGCUGUUCGGAGCCCUUCCGGACAUGAGAAUGUCUGGGCAAGACUGGAACACUGGGCUGGCCGUGUUUUUCGUCACCUAUGCAGCCGGUGGAGUGCCUUCUAACAUUGCCCUGAAGCGGUUUGGUCCAAGGAUCUGGCUACCCUUCCUCCUGUUCACGGUAUCCCUCAUUCUCAUCUCAUCCUCCCUGCAGAAUAAUAGGGCCGGUUGGAUCACAUUUCGGGUUUUACUCGGUUGGUUCGAAGCAGGCGUCUUCCCUGGUUGUUCGUUCAUCCUCACCAUCUGGUACUCGCCAGCAGAGAUUCAUACCCGAUUGUCAAUCUUCUUCUGUGGUGCAUCUGCAGCAGGUGCAUUCUCCGGCUUACUGGCGUACGGCAUCGGGCAUCUGGACCAUACCUGGGGAUUCAGAGGAUGGAGAUGGAUAUACUGCCUCGAAGGCCUCUUCUCACUUCUGAUCGCAAUCGGGGCAUGGUUUCUCAUCAACGACACACCCGCCAAAGUGACGAAUUGGUUGUCGCCCGAGGAGCGCCGGUUCCUUAUUCUGCGUCAUCGAUUUGCAGCAGGCGGCGAAACCGGUAUUGCUGAAAAGGAAGAGUUCUCUUGGAAGGCUGCCAGAGAGGCAUUCACUGUGAGAACAGCCUACAAGACGGAACGAAGUACAUUGCUGACGCAAGGUGUACUGGAUGGAUACAGUCUUUUCACAUCUAUGCCGUGUAAGGUCACCAUCGUCAUUGAGCUUUUUGCCGCUAACAUCACGUGCAACAGCGCCGCCACAGAGUUCACCCUUUGCGUGGCUGUCUACGGCUAUGCAUUCAUCCUGCCUACCAUUAUCUUCAAUCUUGGAUACACCGCUGCUGAGGCCCAAGCCAUGACAGCCCCGCCCUACAUCUUCGCCUGCAUGAUCACUCUUUUCUCUGGAUGGGCGGCAGAUAGGUGGAGGCAACGGAUGCUUUCGGUCCUUCUCCCAAACCUGCUGGCCGUGUUUGGCUUCAUCGUCAUGAUAAUCACGUCCCGGUAUCCUAACCUCCCCGGUGUAACACUCACGGCUUGGAUCGCGUUGAACUGUGCCGGUUCAAUGAAGCGUGCUGUUGGAAUGGGUGCCAUGAUUUCUUUCUCUCAGUUGGGCGGAAUUGUUGGCUCGAACAUCUACAUUGCGGCACAGUCGCCUACGUACCCGGUAGGGUUCGGCAUCAGUCUUGGGAUGCUCUCUGUCUUUGGCGUAAUUUGGCCGGUGGUUUACUGGCUCAUACUCAAGCGCAUCAACGCUAGGAGAGCCGCCAUUCCGCUGGAGGAGAUACACGCCAGGUACACAGACCAGGAACUGUCGGAGAUGGGCGAUCGCAGCCCGUUAUUCAGGUAUUCCACUUGA
Molecule: messenger RNA, 1704 nt
Organism: Colletotrichum karsti
Lineage: Eukaryota; Fungi; Ascomycota; Sordariomycetes; Glomerellales; Glomerellaceae
Product: putative pantothenate transporter
Exons: 12
Coding region: 1-1704 (567 amino acids)
Biological process (GO): transmembrane transport
Cellular component (GO): membrane
Molecular function (GO): transmembrane transporter activity
Source: RefSeq, a predicted model, not a curated record